UCCCAGCUCACCAGAGGUGAAACCUGGAGCUGCCCAGUCCCACGUGAGUGCUGCUGCAUGAGCUCCCACGGCCUGGCAGCUCCCACGGCCCCCUGACACCCGAUGACUGAGCGAGCCAUGGGCAGCGUCCGAGUCAAUCGGUACAGCAUUGUCUCCACCGAGGAGGAUGGACACAAGGUCUCUACGCUGGGCAGCAUGAACGGGCACAGCCGGAACGGCAAGGGCCAUGCUCCCCGGCGGAAGCACCGCAACCGCUUUGUGAAGAAGAACGGCCAGUGCAACGUUUACUUUGCCAACCUGAGCAACAAAUCCCAGCGCUACAUGGCCGACAUCUUCACCACCUGUGUGGACACGCGCUGGCGGUACAUGCUGAUGAUCUUCUCUGCCGCCUUCCUGGUCUCCUGGCUCUUCUUCGGCUUCCUCUUCUGGUGCAUCGCCUUCUUCCACGGUGACCUCAAUGCACCGGUGGUGGCAGGUAGUCCCUCUCUGCUCAAGCCCUGCAUCAUGCACGUGAACAGCUUCCUGGGGGCUUUUCUUUUCUCAGUGGAGACACAGACAACCAUCGGGUACGGCUUCCGCUGCGUGACUGAGGAGUGCCCGCUGGCCAUCAUGGCAGUUGUGGUGCAGUCCAUCGUGGGCUGCGUGAUUGACUCCUUCAUGAUUGGCACCAUCAUGGCCAAGAUGGCAAGGCCCAAGAAGCGGGCCCAGACCCUCCUCUUCAGCCAUCAUGCCGUCAUCUCCGUGCGGGAUGGCAAACUGUGUCUCAUGUGGAGGGUGGGCAACCUGAGGAGGAGUCACAUUGUGGAGGCCCAUGUCCGAGCCCAACUCAUCAAACCCUACAUGACGGAGGAAGGGGAAUACCUCCCCCUGGACCAGCGGGACCUAAAUGUGGGCUACGAUGUGGGUCUGGAUCGUAUAUUUUUGGUCUCACCCAUUAUUAUCGUUCAUGAGAUUGAUGAGGAGAGCCCCCUCUAUGGGAUUGGCAAGGAAGAGCUGGAGACGGAGAAUUUUGAGAUUGUGGUUAUUCUGGAGGGGAUGGUGGAAGCCACAGCCAUGACCACACAGGCACGAAGCUCUUACCUUGCUAGCGAAAUCCUUUGGGGUCAUCGCUUUGAACCGGUUGUGUUUGAGGAGAAGAACCACUACAAAGUGGAUUACUCGCGCUUUCACAAGACAUACGAGGUAGCUGGCACACCUCGCUGCUCAGCCCGGGAGCUGCAAGAGAGCAAGAUGACCAUCCUACCUUCUCCACCACCUCCCAGUGCCUUCUGCUACGAGAAUGAGCUGGCACUUGUCAGUCAAGAUGAAGAUGAAGAUGAUGAUGAAGUGGGUGUAGUGUUAGGGGGCAACACCAAGGAGGAGGGAGGUAUCAUCCAGAUGAUGGAUUUUGGAAGCCACCUGGACCUGGAGCGGCUCCAGGCAACUCUGCCUCUAGAUACAAUCUCAUACCGCAGGGAGUCAGCCAUCUAACUCCUCCAGCCUCCCCGUUCCACACCCAUUGCCCACAGUCUCCUCUGUUCCAUACCCAUACACUGGAUAAGUCCUUUCACCACCAAAUAAUGCCUCCCAUGAUUGCCUCUCAGCCCCCAGAUACACCAAGGCCUGGAGCUGCUCAGAUACACUCCCUUUCUCAUGAGGAGUGAGGAUACGCUGCUCUUUCUGGGUGUGCAGCUUGGGCUAGAGCCCCUCUCCUGCCCCGAGACAGGAGGGCAGCAGGCCUGGUUUCUUGUCUCUGGAGAGGUGGCAGGAGUCCCUGCCUUCGGUGGACAGACUGGGACCCACAGCAAGUGUUUCUGCUGCUGAGGCAACAGCAGACUUUCUGUCACCUCUCACUGUGGGUAGGCCCCAUGGCUGUCAAGGGUCAUCGUCGUCACUGGGAGAGGAGCAACACCUAAGCACUGACCAGAUGAGGAUAGAAGGGAGAAUUUGGGACUAUUGGAGGGAGCGGGGAAGGAUCUCAAGGGAGGAGUUUACUUGCAUGUUUGUUGCUUGUUGAACAUGAUUUUGUAUAUAAAAGAGAAGGAGAACUGAAAUAGAUUUUUCCACGGCAAAUGCCAAGCUAGGAGACAAGGACGUUCUACACAGGCUGCUCUGCACUCUCCUUGGCUUUCAGUGUCUGUCACCUCCAGAAGCAGCUCGGCUCCAUGGACUCAGAUCCAGUUCUCCCAGUCCUCUUGAAAAACAUGUCCAGCUCCUCUCCUGAGAUACUGGCAGAGGAGGCAGGGCCCUGUGCUUACCACACUCAGACUGCUCCUUGGCACAGCACAGCUGGGAUGACAGACAGGUGACCUGACUGGACAGCAGACCCUCCACUUGCUCCUUUUGCCUCCUCCAUUCUUCUCCCUGAUGCCAUCCGCUGUAAAACAGAAUUUGUAACUAUUUAUUUUUAAUAAAGCCUAAUAUCCCAAG
This is a messenger RNA of Agelaius phoeniceus (red-winged blackbird), 2409 nucleotides long. It is a transcript of the gene KCNJ4, whose product is annotated as potassium inwardly rectifying channel subfamily J member 4. Gene Ontology annotation, biological process: potassium ion import across plasma membrane; regulation of monoatomic ion transmembrane transport. Gene Ontology annotation, molecular function: inward rectifier potassium channel activity. NCBI's taxonomy places the organism in Eukaryota, Metazoa, Chordata, Aves, Passeriformes, Icteridae. Gene Ontology annotation, cellular component: plasma membrane. The record is from RefSeq and is a predicted model, not a curated record.